AUGCAAUCAAAUGAUAUACCGUGGGUUACGUCAUUGGAAAAUCCAAAAUUCGUUACUUAUAUGAUUGUAUGCGCCCUAUUGGUAUUAAAAAUGUGGUGGUUAACGGUUUUAACAGUGAUGAAAAGAAUGAAACACAAGGUGGUAAUGAACGAAGAAGAUACCAAAGUGGAUGGUUUCACGGUUGGUAGUCAUUCAGAUGUUGAAAGAGUACAGAGAGCUUUUCAAAAUGAUUUGGAGAACAUUCCAGCAUUCCUGUUUAUAGCGUUGGCCUACCUCUGGGUGUCCGUACCAUCUUGGGUAGUACAUUUCCUCUACUACCUGUUCUUUAUCGCAAGACUUGGACACUCUAUCGUUUAUGCUGUUGUUCCCAUAGGGCCACCUACAAGGUGCAUAUGUUUUGUUAUAGGGUUUUUCAUUGUGACGUACAUGAGUCUGCACGUGUUGAUUGCUGGUAUAGCAGCGUAUUGUAAGAAUUAG
Messenger RNA from Sitophilus oryzae (rice weevil), 477 nucleotides. RefSeq names its product microsomal glutathione S-transferase 1-like. NCBI's taxonomy places the organism in Eukaryota, Metazoa, Arthropoda, Insecta, Coleoptera, Curculionidae. The coding region runs from base 1 to 477 and encodes 158 amino acids. The transcript is spliced from 3 exons. The record is from RefSeq and is a predicted model, not a curated record. Gene Ontology annotation, cellular component: membrane.